Messenger RNA from Eriocheir sinensis (Chinese mitten crab), 2832 nucleotides. RefSeq lists its product as uncharacterized. Lineage: Eukaryota; Metazoa; Arthropoda; Malacostraca; Decapoda; Varunidae. Gene Ontology annotation, biological process: monoatomic ion transport. Gene Ontology annotation, molecular function: extracellular ligand-gated monoatomic ion channel activity; protein binding. The transcript is spliced from 13 exons. Gene Ontology annotation, cellular component: membrane. The record is from RefSeq and is a predicted model, not a curated record. Bases 1 to 2832 code for a protein of 943 amino acids.
AUGACCCGCUGGAGUCAGCAGGACAAUGGCGGCGGUAACGAGACAGUGCUUGUGCUGCAGGCUUCGGGGACUCCCUCGGAGGAAAGUUACGCUCGCCUCAACAUGUCCUUCCCACGCCUCGAGUCCUUCACCUUCUGCUACAGGAUCAAACUAAAGCGGUUCCGUGAAGAGUCGACACUGUUCUCUUACGCCAUCUCCAGCGAACGCGACAACGAGAUAAGAAUAGACCACCGUGAGAGCGGCUACAGGGUCACACUGCAAGGGCACUGGGCCACCUCCGAGCUGAUCACGCCGCUUCACUUGUGGUCACACUUCUGCUUCUCCUACAACAUGGCCUCAGAAACCUGGACCAUUUAUAUGGACGGGGAGCAGCGAGCUCAAGGAACUUUUACUUCGCCCACCGAACCUCUUCUCGGGAAUGGAGUGUUUAUAAUUGGCCAGGAGCAAGACUCUCUGGGCGGAGGCUUCCAAAGGGACCAGAGCUUCUCGGGUGAGCUGACGCACCUCAACGUGUGGCACACCACCCUGGAAGACUCCACCGUGAAGCAGAUUUGGUUGUGCCAAACAGGGCAGCAAGGAGACGCGCUAGCAUGGUCGUCUGUGCAGGAGUCAUGGCUGCUGGAAGGCGAGACUUCCUGGAGUCAGCAGCCACGACAAGAAGUAUGCAAAAGGUCAACUCGGGAUAUCACUGUCUUUCCCGAUCGCUUCUCUCUGGAUCAGGCUCAGCAUCUCUGCCACGUGGUCGAUGGAGAAAUAUUGGUUCCCCUUGAUGAGGAAGAAAACUCACAACUCUUUGAAACGACUAAAAAUAAUGCCAUCAGGUGUUCAGGGGGUCUCGGAGCAUCAUACCUCUGGCUCGGUGCCACCGACGAAGGCCACGAUGGAGAGUGGCACUACCUGAACACUGAACAACCCUUGACUUGGCAGGGCCUUUGGAGAGGUGGCGGUCCUAAUGGCGGCAAUCAGGAGAACUGUAUGGUUAUGUUGUACGGCGAGUUUCCAGGUCGCUGGUCCGACAUUGCUUGUUUAGAGUCCUACUCUUUCUGCGUGCCGUGCGUGUCACUGAAGAAAGCCACCAUAUACCUCAAGGGUCCCGUCGUGUGUCCUUACUCCCCGUUCAAUCGUCGCUACACCCUGGCGCCUUACAGAGGGGGUAAACCCUCUCUCCUGGGGUUCUACCACUCUGACAUCUAUUUCCAAAAUGGCACGUGGAUCUUACAGUCGUUAAAGGAGGAGGCCGUGGCGUGGUGGAGGCCAGCAAGGGAUGGACAGUAUCCUUUCGGCACCCAGACGUGGACCCUUGGCUCGGAGGUGUGUGGAAUGUCCCCGGGGCAGACGACAAACCUCACCCUCUCCGUAUGCGGCCAUGGUCAAUUCACUUGCACUGACGGGUCCUGUAUUGACCUCGUAAAACGCUGUGACCUGCGCAUCGACUGCAGAGACCUAAGUGACGAGGCAACGUGCUCCUUGGUGGCCAUCCCUCCAGGGUACAGUUCGAUCAUUCCGCCGCCACACAUCACACAGACUCAGGCCCUGCCCAUCGAGUUCCUGCUCAAGAUCAUCUCCUUCCCCAACAUCGCUACACAAGACCAGACCUUCACUGUGAACCUCGAACUCACUCUUCGGUGGCGGGACAAACGCCUCGACUAUCAUAACCUCAAGGAAGAUCGCACGCUGAACUUGCUCUCCAGUGAAGCCGUCGCGAACAUCUGGACGCCCCAGGUUUUCUUUAGCAACGCCCAAGGGAACAAGUUCACUAACCUGGAUCAGGGGUCGCGUGUGGAGUGUGUGCGGGGCGGUGACUCCUACCCUGGGCCUCCCACCUUACCUGAUGAGGUGAACGUGUUCCGAGGUAACGAGACGAGCCUCGAGAUGAGUCAACUUUACAGCGCCUCCUACAGUUGUGACUUCUAUCUAGCCAUGUUUCCCUUCGACUCACAGGUGUGUUUCCUCAACUUCACGCUGGUGUCGGCCGCUGCCACGUACAUGGUGCUCGUGCCUACUGCGGCGGAUUACGCCGGCCCCAAAUUCCUCAUUGAGUAUGAGAUCGGCAAGGUGACGGUGACGACGAGUGAGGGUUUGGAAUUCUCGAGGCUGGACGUGUCCGUGACGUUCUUUCGUCGCUACACCUUCUACUUGCUGACGCUGUACAUCCCAACGAUUCUGCUCAUUCUCAUCGCUUACGCCACCUUCUACUUCAACCCAGACGACUUUAACUCCAGAGUGGUGGUGGCGGUCACUUCCUUGCUAGUUCUCACUUCUCUACUGACUCAGACCUCGAACGCAUUACCCAAGACAUCUUACUUUAAGCUUAUCGACGUCUGGCUGUUCAUCUCCAUCGUCAUCAUCUUCCUCGUCAUCCUCCUCCAGACGCUUGUUAACUUCACCCGCGAGGAUCCCUCCAGCACGUCCUGGUUCUCUACCUUUCUGAAGAAGAUCGGCUUCGGGAUGGAAAAAAAGGCUCCCUUCUACCACACCCCGGUGCGCCCCUUUGAUGCCGGUCGCGGGGACACGCAGCAGAGGCAUCGCCAUCAGGAUCAUAACAGCACUGGGGCCGCGAAAAGAGUGACAGCUGGCCUGCACCUAGAGUUCACGCCUGACGCCAAAAGAUCCAGGUUGCAAACGUUAAGGGAAGACUGGAAGAAGGACCAGAAAGAGAAGCUGUUCAAUAUAAUGGGGGAAGAAAACAAUGGAGGUCGAGGCUUUGGAAAUGAUAGAACGAAUAAUGAGGUUAAUAUGGCCUUGAUGGUGAAAAGCCGGAUACUGAUUCCCAUCCUAUACCUUAUCUUCAACGCUAUCUACUGGGCCGUCGCUGUGAGGAACACUAUUUAG